AUGUCUACCGAGUUGACUGGAUCUGAUAUGACCAAACAUUCCAUAAAAUUGACUACUAAUGAAAGGCCAAGAAUACAGGUUUUGCCGCCUGUCAAGAAGAGGGGGCGAGGAAGGCCUCGUUCCAAGAAGGGGAAAAUUAAUACGACGUCUACGAGUGGUGCUGGUGCUGGUGCUGGUGCUACGGGUGGUACGAUUUCCACUGGUGCCACGAGUUCCAUGGAUGCCACAGCUUUUACUUCCAGGGCUCUUGCGACCCCCUCAGCUCCCAUGGUCGUUGGAGUAACUACCUCCACCGGCCCAAUUCUAAGAAUCAGUGCUAAAAGAAGACGUGGAAGACCUCCAAAAAAUAGAGUGGAUGAAAUGCACAGACCAGUGAUGCUUACGGAGGAAACGAAAGCGAUGUAUGAAAAGCAGCGACUUGCUGAUGCUGUUUUUCCCAACUUUGAUGAUACAAUAAAGAGAAUGCAGCGGUACAACAUUUCCAUGGGUGGUGCCAAGAAACAUUAUGUUGGAGAUGGAGCAGAUACCAAUAGGGGUAAAUUUGUGAGUUGCGUUCUUUCUGAAGAUGAUCGAACGGAGCAAAUUUGGAUGCAAAAUUCAGUAGAAGUCUGUAAGAUGUUGCGUACCUAUAGAGAGGUGUAUAAGUUGAUUACUGCCAAAAAGAAAGAGUUGGCCAUGAGAGAGCGCCGUGCAGGGCCGAAAAGUGGCAUGCCCGAAGAGAUGACCGGAAGAGAGACAGAGUCUACAAUUACGAAGGACCACAAGAUUCACCAUCCCUUAGUAACCACCACGGAAGUAUUCCAUGUUCCUCGAAAGACGUUUAAGAUGAGGCUUAAUGUGGGGAGGCUAAGAACCCGGGCAGACUUUGGGGUGAACAGUAGUAGUACCACAGAUGCUGACGAUAGGAGUAGUAGAGAAGAGAACGAUGACAAUGAAGAGGAUGAAGAGGAUGAUGAACAUGAUGAUGAUGAAGAAGAUGAGGAUGAGGACUACGACGAUGAGAUUGUGUACGAAGAUGAGAUUGUGUACGAAGAUGAGAUCACACUACGACCUUCCGCUCGCGGAAGGAGACGUAUUUUCUCACUGGGUUCGUCUAGUGAAAGUGACACUUCUGGUGAUAAAGAUUACGUUCAGGAUGAAGUAGAUAAUAUUCCAUUCUAA
This is a messenger RNA of Brettanomyces nanus, 1161 nucleotides long. RefSeq lists its product as uncharacterized. The record is from RefSeq and is a predicted model, not a curated record. The coding region runs from base 1 to 1161 and encodes 386 amino acids. Lineage: Eukaryota; Fungi; Ascomycota; Pichiomycetes; Pichiales; Pichiaceae. Gene Ontology annotation, molecular function: DNA binding. The transcript has a single exon.